GCUGUAACGCCACCAGUCCCAGAGAGAGGACCUGAGCCACCUCCAGCUGAGUGGGCCACUCUCCGGCGGCCACGCACCCGAACACCCCGCACUCCUCCCCGAUACCGGACUCCUCGAACUCCAUCCCGGUGUCUGGUCCUUCUGCCUGGUCCCGGUUCUCUCUCCGUUAACGGACGACCGUCUCUCUCCUCUCGUGCUGCUGCGUUGCCUGGAGAACUUCUCCCCUGCGCGUGCGUGCGUGCUCGUGCGCGCCGACUGUAUUGGACCGAGCACGUGCAGCCGAUGGACGCCGCAACGUGGCUCGUUACAAACUCGACCUGAGAAACUGACGCAGUCCCGCGAUACAAAACCCCGAUCCAACAAAUAACCCGAAAGUUUAACAGAGCUGCAGGCUGAUCCCGAGCACCGCCAUGGCCUCCACUGCAGAGCUGAAGACCGGUCAGAAGCUGAAUGAGGGUAAAACCAAGCAGAUCUUCGAGGUGCUGGAGCAGCCCGGACUGGUCCUGGUCCAGUCCAAGGACCAGAUCACCGCCGGGAACGCGGUGAGGAAAGACCAGAUGGAGGGCAAGGCUGCCAUCGCCAACAAAACCACGAGCUGCGUGUUCAAGCUGCUUCAGGAAUCCGGCAUCAAGACGGCCUUCAUUAAGCAGCACUCAGACACAGCGUUCAUUGCUGCACACUGUGAAAUGAUUCCCAUCGAGUGGGUGUGUCGGAGAGUUGCGACCGGAUCCUUCCUCAAGAGGAAUCCAGGAGUCAAAGAAGGCUACCGCUUCUCUCCGCUGAAGAUGGAAAUGUUCUUUAAGGACGAUGCCAACAAUGACCCUCAGUGGUCGGAGGAGCAGCUGCUGGAGGCCAAGUUCUGUCUGGCUGGGCUCACCAUCGGUCAGUGUGAGGUGGACAUCAUGAACCGCAGUACGGUGGCCAUCUUUGAGAUUCUGGAGAAAGCCUGGGCCACUCAGAACUGCACACUGGUGGAUAUGAAGAUCGAGUUCGGUGUGAAUGUGAAAACUCAAGAGGUUGUCCUGGCUGAUGUGAUCGACAAUGAUUCCUGGAGGCUGUGGCCGGCCGGAGACCGCAGCCAGCAAAAAGAUAAGCAGGUUUAUCGAGACCUUAAGGAAGUGACCCCUGAGGCCAUGCAGAUGGUGAAGAGGAACUUUGAGUGGGUCUCUGAAAGGGUCAAGCUGCUGCUGGAGCCCCAGGCCAGUGGCAGGGUGGUGGUUCUGAUGGGCUCCACCUCGGACUUAGCCCACUGUGAAAAAAUCAAGAAGGCCUGUUCCUCCUAUGGGAUCAUCUGCAUCCUCAGAGUCACCUCGGCACACAAAGGACCAGAUGAGACACUCCGCAUCAAAGCAGAAUAUGAAGGUGACGGUGUACCUACUGUGUUUGUGGCUGUGGCCGGCAGAAGUAACGGCCUCGGUCCAGUGAUGUCAGGAAACACGGCUUAUCCUGUCAUCAACUGCCCCCCUCUCACUCCUGAUUGGGGCGCACAGGACGUCUGGUCAUCCCUCCGUAUGCCAAGUGGACUCGGCUGCUCCACAAUCCUCUCUCCCGAGAGCGCUGCUCAGUUUGCGGCGCAGAUCUUCGGCCUGACCAAUCACGUGGUGUGGUGCAAACUGAGGGCCUCAAUGCUCAACACCUGGGUGUCUCUCAAGCUGGCUGACAAGAAGCUACAGGCCUGCAGCAUCUGAAGUGGCUAAAACCUCUUUGAGUCCUCUGUGCUAGUCCUCUGUCUGUUAAUGUCUGUUUAUGACCAACCCGCUAACAGUAGAUUGAAUCUACAUGUACUUUCUCACACACGCCUUUCAUUCCACUCUAAAUAGAAAUGAAUAAAAGCUUCGUAAUGAAA
Paralichthys olivaceus (Japanese flounder) is the source of this 1846-nucleotide messenger RNA. RefSeq names its product phosphoribosylaminoimidazole carboxylase, phosphoribosylaminoimidazole succinocarboxamide synthetase (gene paics). The record is from RefSeq and is a predicted model, not a curated record. Gene Ontology annotation, biological process: 'de novo' IMP biosynthetic process. NCBI's taxonomy places the organism in Eukaryota, Metazoa, Chordata, Actinopteri, Pleuronectiformes, Paralichthyidae. Gene Ontology annotation, molecular function: phosphoribosylaminoimidazolesuccinocarboxamide synthase activity. Gene Ontology annotation, cellular component: cytosol.